Molecule: messenger RNA, 3559 nt
Organism: Aspergillus ibericus CBS 121593
Lineage: Eukaryota; Fungi; Ascomycota; Eurotiomycetes; Eurotiales; Aspergillaceae
Gene: pmcC
Product: putative calcium transporting ATPase (Pmc1)
Exons: 7
Coding region: 119-3517 (1132 amino acids)
Biological process (GO): calcium ion transmembrane transport; intracellular calcium ion homeostasis
Cellular component (GO): membrane; intracellular membrane-bounded organelle
Molecular function (GO): P-type calcium transporter activity; ATP hydrolysis activity; ATP binding
Source: RefSeq, a predicted model, not a curated record
GCCACGAUUGACAUCGAUCACAAGGUCACGGGGAGGCAGUAUAUUACGUCUCUCCUGAUCCAAUCUAUCCUCUGGCCACGCUACCCCAGAAUAAGAAGUUGCCGUGAAUUAUGCGGAGAUGGACUCGACAAGGGAAAAGACCGGCGAGUGCAAGACCUCUAUCAUGUCUAGUACAUCCGAUACUAAUGUGAAGUCGGUGGUCCCGUCAGAUUUCAAUACAAGUUUCUUCUACGAUGAUAUCUCCCUGUCCGAAGCGUUGGCCCCCGACCCACAGUACGAACACGAUUUCCACGUGGACGACAACAAGUUUGCGUUUUCUCCGGGACAGCUCAAUAAGCUACUCAAUCCCAAGUCGCUGGUCGCUUUCUAUGCUCUGGGUGGGCUGCGCGGCUUGGAACAUGGGCUUCAAACCGAUCUAACGACAGGCCUCUCGGUGGAUGAGGGCAUCCUCCCCGAACGUAUCACAUUCAAUGACGCAAGAGAUAUGUCCCUGUCCAAAGUGGAGAGCGGUAGACGGCUUUUAUCUCAACACGAUCCAGACUCGGUGCAUCAGAAUGGAUCGACACAAUUCGCCGAUAGAUAUCGGGUAUUUGGGCGCAAUGAUCUACCCAAAGCGAGAAGGAAGGGGUUCGUCAAGCUUCUAUGGGAAGCGUAUAACGACAAGAUAAUCAUCCUUUUGACAAUUGCAGCCGUUGUAUCAUUGUCUCUGGGUGUUUACGAAGCAGUCAGCGGUCAGUCCCAGGUAGACUGGAUUGAGGGUGUUGCGGUCUGCGUUGCAAUAAUCAUCGUGGUAUCAGCAACAGCAGGAAAUGACUGGCAAAAGGAGAGGCAGUUUGCCAAGUUGAAUAAACGGACCGUUGAUCGUGACGUGAGAGUGAUUCGCUCAGGCAAGCCGGUCAUGGUUCACAUUGCCGAUAUUACUGUUGGAGAUGUCCUUCACAUUGAGCCCGGGGAUUCGCCCCCUGCGGACGGAGUGAUAAUCUCCUGUCAUGGAAUCAAAUGCGAUGAGUCCUCAGCAACUGGGGAGUCCGAUCAGAUGGAGAAGAUGAGCGGUCAUGAGGUAUGGAACAGCAUCCAUUAUGGAACCGCAAGGGGAGACCUGGACCCCUUUAUUAUCUCCGGUAGUAAGGUCCUCGAAGGAUUAGGCACAUACUUGGUCACCAGUGUUGGCAAGCACUCCGCAUACGGUAGGAUCAUGGCGUCACUCCGCACUGAAAGUGAUCCCACGCCGUUGCAAGUCAAGCUGGCCAGGCUAGCAAGCUGGAUAGGGUGGUUUGGAACAGGUGCCGCCUUGCUCCUAUUUUUCGUUCUUUUCUUCCGAUUUCUUGCUCAGCUGUCCGGCAGUGAGGCCUCAUCGACGGAGAAAGGUCAAGAGUUCAUGGACGUUCUCAUCGUUGCUGUGACAGUAAUCGUAGUGGCAAUACCUGAGGGUCUACCGUUGGCGGUGACGCUAGCGCUGGCCUUUGCAACCACUCGCAUGCUGAAAGAGAACAACCUCGUCCGACUCCUGCGUUCCUGCGAAACAAUGGGAAAUGCUACAGUGAUCUGCUCCGAUAAAACCGGUACACUUACGCAGAAUCAAAUGACGGCAGUCGUGGGCUUUUUCGGCUCUCACGAAAGUUUUGGUCACUUACCGAGUGAUGAUGAUCAAUCCUCCCUCGCAACUACUGUCCUGAAGACCUUAAGACGAUUUCCUGCUUCGCUUAGGGGUCUUCUGAUAAGAAGUAUUGCUCUCAACUGCACAGCCUUUGAGGAGGACCAGGAAAAUGGAAAGGAAUUCAUUGGCAAUAAGACCGAAGUAGCCCUUCUUCGAUUCGCGCGAGAAUGCCUCGGGAUGAGUGAGCUGGGCGAGGAGAAGGCGAAUGCCGAUAUCGAGCACGUCUAUCCAUUUGAGUCCGCUCGCAAAUCAAUGGGAAUUAUCUAUCGCACAGACUCGGGUGGCUCACGGUUGCUCGUUAAAGGCGCCGCUGAGCUAUUACUGAAUAUGUGUACCACCAUGGUCGCUCCAGGAGAUACUGAAGCAACACACACAACAGCGGAACCGAUUUCGGAGGAUUCUCGCAAUGCCAUGUCAAGAAGCAUUGACGACUAUGCCAGUCACUCUCUGCGAACUAUUGGAAUUGCUUACAAAGACCUUCCACAACGUCCCUCUGGAAACUCUGCGGAUCACGAGAAGGGCUUACCCAAGUAUGAACAGUUGUUGCAUGAUAUGACAUGGAUUGGCGCAUUUGGUAUUCACGAUCCCCUAAGGCCCGAAGUCUCGGGAGCAAUCAAAAAAUGCCACUCUGCGGGUGUGCAGGUUAAAAUGGUUACAGGGGACAAUAUAAACACGGCUUUGUCUAUCGCUUCUUGCUGUGGGAUCAGAACACAUGAUGGUAUUGUGAUGGAGGGCCCUGAGUUUCGAAAGCUUCGUGAUGAGGAAAUGGAUGCUAUCAUCCCACGUUUGCAAGUCUUGGCUCGUUCGUCUCCAGAUGACAAACGGUUACUUGUCGAGCAUCUUAAGCGGCUAGGGGAGAUUGUCGCGGUCACGGGCGAUGGGACAAACGAUGGCCCAGCAUUAAAGACCGCCGACGUGGGUUUCUCAAUGGGCAUUAGCGGGACCGAAGUGGCCCGGGAAGCCAGCUCUAUCAUACUCCUGGACGACAACUUCAAGUCGAUUGUCACCGCUAUUGCCUGGGGCCGGUCUGUAAAUGAUGCCGUCGCCAAGUUCCUGCAGUUUCAAAUUACCGUCAAUAUCACUGCUGUCUGCCUGACGGUUAUCACAGCCAUAUACAACAGUUCCAAUGAGAGCGUGUUCAAGGCCAUCCAAUUGCUAUGGCUGAACUUGAUUAUGGACACAUUUGCUGCAUUAGCAUUGGCAACCGACCCGCCAAAUGAUAAAAUCUUAGAACGACCGCCCACCCCCCGAAGUGCACCUCUAUUCACUGUCAUAAUGUGGAAGAUGAUACUGGGGCAGUCCAUCUAUAAGCUGGCCCUGUGCUUCACCCUCUACUUUGCAGGAGAUCGUAUCCUCGGCUAUGAUACCAGCAUCCCCCAGAAGCGACUGGAGCUUGAUACCAUCAUUUUCAACACGUUUGUAUGGAUGCAGAUAUUCAAUGAACUGAAUUGCCGUCGACUAGACAACAAGUUCAACAUCUUUGAAGGCAUUCACCGGAACUACUGGUUCAUGGUUAUCAAUGCAUUGAUGGUUGGCGGGCAGGUACUGAUCAUAUUUGUCGGGGGUGACGCCUUCAGCGUGACCCGGCUGGACGGUGUCCAAUGGGCCAUCUGUCUCGGAUGCGCUGUGUUUUGCAUACCAUGGGCCGCUGUUUUGAAGUUCGUCCCGGAUCGUUAUGUCGCGGUCAUGCUCGAGUUCACUGGCAAGAUAGUCCGGGCAGUGCUUUACCCCCUAGGAAAGGCUUACAGGGUUGUUGCACUCACCCUCUCCAAACUAGGAAGGGCAGUUAGGGUCACAUUUGGGUGCUUCAAAAAGAGGCCCGUUAUCGAUGAAGAAGCUUGCACAGAGGUCCGCACUUGAAAGGACCUGCGUCUACAAAAGCUUGAGCAGCCUUAAGAAUCC